AUGUCUCAAUUCAUCAAAACAUAUGGACGGAUUCGACCUUCCGCAAAUGGAAGCGGAACUUCUCCGCUCGUAUCAACGGACAAGGCUGUGAAUGUCGAUUUGGACAAUGGUCGAAAGACCUACGAGCUUCAUCGAAUCUUCAACAGUGCAGCAACACAAGAAGAUGUCUUCGCGUGCGUGUCCAAGAAGAUCGUGGAAGACAGUGCCGAUGGAUUCAAUGGCACGGUUUUUGCAUAUGGGCAGACAGGAUCCGGCAAAACUCAUACGAUGCUCGGCCCGACCAACUCGUGGUCUGAUCCAGAACACAAAGGACUGAUUCCGCGUUCGAUCGAAUACCUAUUCGAGCUUCUUGAUGCCAAAACUCGAGAAUUUCAAAAAUUCACAUUCUCAGUGAAUGUUGAAUUUGUGGAACUGUACAACGAGGAAAUUUACGAUUUGCUCAACCUCAAAAACAAAGUUCAAUUGAGAGACUUAGGAAAAGAAAUCCAACUGGACGGUGCCAAGUCAGAGACUGUCGAUAAUUCGCUUGACUUGAUGCACGUCGUUCAAAGAGGAUGGGUGUCAAGAAGCACAGGUUCAACAGCCAUGAACAACGAGUCUUCGAGAUCUCAUGCUCUUCUCAUCAUCAAAAUCAAGACGCAGGAAGUCACGGGUGGCCUUGUCAAAGAAAGAUCCUCCACACUGAAUCUUGUUGAUCUCGCAGGAUCCGAACGACAGUCUCAUACAAAAGCUACUGGAGAUCGCCUGAAGGAAGCGACAAAUAUCAAUUCAUCGCUGACAGUCCUCGGUCGCUGUAUUCGUAUCCUCUCAAAGCCAACAGCUGGAAGUUACGUUCCGUAUCGUGAUUCUCAUCUGACUCACAUCCUGAAGAACUCGCUCGGAGGAAACUCGAAAACUGCUGUAAUUGUCAACAUGCACCCAGAUCGUGAGUUCUUGGCAGAAAGCACGUCCACAUUGAAUUUCGCUCAAUCUUGUGCACUGAUCAAGAACGCUGCAACCAGAAACGAAGUGAUGACUGGCGACCAGGAGAACAGUUAUAAGAAGGCGAUCCAGGAGUUGAGACAGGAAGUCGAUGAAACACGUGCAAAGGUUCGGGAAGAGUUCGGCAAGAGGUUGGAUGAUUCGGAGGAGAUGCAACGUCGUCUAACGAAGGAGAACGAAGAGUUGAAGGCGGCUAAAAUCGACCUACAAUCACAAAUCGAUUUGGCUCGUGUGAAGUAUCUGUUCAACGGAGACGCAGAACAAUCCCUUGAAGAGCAUAAGAAGCUGAUUUCUUCACUUUCAGAUAAAAGUGCUUCUUCUCUGUAUACGGUUUGUGUCUUGAUGCACCUUCGAAUGUUUAAUAUUAGGACAUUUUUUCAGCUCAAGCUUGAGAAGGAGGCAAGUGAGAAACGGUGUCACCAACUUCAACAAGACCUCAACGAACUUCGAAGCAAGUAUGAGAGCAAUCUGAGCGAAACUCUUCGACUGCAGACUCCUAAUGGAAAAGUUCGCCAAAGCAGCUCGAGAUCCGAACGACGUCAGACUCUGUACAAACCGUCACCCGCCACAUUGGCUAACUAUGUGGAGGAGAGUGAAGUCGCUGAACGUCUUGACGAAGCUAACACGAUGAUCUGCAAAUUGGAAUCCGAGAAGCAGACGUUGCAAAGCAAGUGGGAGACCGCGACAGAGUCAUUCGUUGAAGCUGAAAAACAGAUCAAAGAGUUGGAAAGCUCAAAAAGCGUUCUGAUUACAGAAAAAGAGCAACUUUCGAAAGAGUUUGAUGCUGUCAGAAGAGAAAACGAGGAAAACGUUGAAAAGAUCAGCAAGAAUCGUAAAGAUCUGGACGGUUUACUACUCAAAAUUGCUGAGUAUGCCAAGGAAAUCGAGAACCGCAAACAGGAAAAAUUGACGAUCGAGGAAAAACAUGGAAAGGAGAUGGAUGAAGAGAAGAGUGCCCUUCAGAAGGAAUUGGCCAACAAGGCACAAUUAUUAGCUGAUGCCAAGAACGAUAUCAAAGAAUGUUCCAAGACUAGCUCUGAACUUCAUAGUAAAAUCGUCGAAAAGUCUGAGAUGAUAUCUACACUCAAGAAGAAAGUUGAGGAGAACGAUGCUGAACUCAAGAUCAAAGCGGAUUUGAUCGUUUCUUUGGAACAGGACAUUGCCAAGAAAGCCGAGUUGAUCAAACAACAAGCAGCGAAGCUGGAUGAAAAUGUCACCGCUCUGUCAGAACAAAAUUCCUUGAAGAGACGAAUUGAGGAAGCGAUCGAAAUUGAAGAGAACUGGAAGAAACGUUACGCGGCGCUCGAAGAUAAACUGCAAACCGAGUUCAACGAUCAUCAAAGGGACAUAAAAAAUCUAAAAGCAAAGAAAGACGCUGAAAUCAAAGAAUACAAGGAAACGUUGCAGUUACAAUCAAAUAUGCUCAAGGAACAAGGGACGAAAGCUGAGAAGCAGUUGAUCCAAAAACGACAGGAGUUUGACAAGAAAGUAGAGGAAAUGGAGCAACAGUUUGCCCAGAUGAGCACAGCCGCUCUCAAGAAGCAGGAGGAGAAAAUCAGGCGUGACAGUAUGCUGCAGUACGAGAGUACCAUUCAAGAUAAACAGGACGAGAUAACUGAGCUGAAAAACCUGAAUGAGUUCUACUCGAAGCAACACGAUGAAGAUUCCCAUGCAAUCGCAAACAUGAUGAACACGAGGCAGGGCAAAUUGUCCUACGUUGAGAAGAUUCGUCUCGAUAAGAUGGAGCAAGAGAAGACUAUCAUCCAGCAGCGGGCCACAAUUGAUCGACUCUCCAAGGGACACCGAGAAGCCAAUAGACCAGUCCUUCGCAGUCGCAACCAGGAAGCAGCACCACAAUGA
Messenger RNA from Caenorhabditis briggsae, 2841 nucleotides. RefSeq names its product Protein CBR-KLP-10 (gene Cbr-klp-10). Bases 1 to 2841 code for a protein of 946 amino acids. The transcript is spliced from 7 exons. Gene Ontology annotation, biological process: microtubule-based movement; mitotic spindle organization. The record is from RefSeq and is a predicted model, not a curated record. Gene Ontology annotation, molecular function: microtubule binding; microtubule motor activity; ATP binding. NCBI's taxonomy places the organism in Eukaryota, Metazoa, Nematoda, Chromadorea, Rhabditida, Rhabditidae.